AUGAUUUCCCUGUCCCUCCGCUCGCUUCUAUCCAAACCCAAGGCUGAAAGGGACACAGAAUGGAUCGCUGGCGCCCUGCUCUGCACCUGGGCUGCAGCUGUCAUCCUGGUUAUCAAUAUCAUUCUGACAAUCAUCGCGGCUGGCUUUGGAUACUCUCGUCGAGACGGUGGCGGCAAGUUUGACAGCGUCGAGCUGUAUGCAGGCAGCUGUACCGUCACCACGGGCUGGACAAAUGGCCUGCACAUCGUCAUUAACGUCUUGAGCACGAUUCUGCUCGCUCUGAGCAACUAUACGAUGCAGUGUCUGGCGGCGCCCUCACGCGCUGAUAUCGACCACGCUCACUAUCGUCGACGCUGGCUGGACAUCGGCACCUUCAGUUUCCGCAACUUCUUCGUCAUGGAUACCAGGCGAAAGGUGCUCUGGAUGCUGCUGUUGCUGAGUUCAACCCCAAUCCAUAUGAUAUACAACUCCGUCAUCUUCUCUUCCAUUGUGACGUUCGAUUACGGCAUCCUGUAUAUCCCCGAUGACCUGGCACCGACCGAAUCGCUCAUCCGCAAUGAGACUGAGGCUGCCGCGUUUCAAUUGGUGAUGGGCGUCGAGCCCGCUGUUGUCCAGGCCCAGAUCUUCAAUGGCACCUUCCAAAAUUUGACCAACAAGCAGUGUUAUGACGCAUACAACACCGAGUUCAUCUCUACCAGGGGCAACCUGCUCUUUGUUGCAGACCGCAAAUACUUCCACAAUGUUUCCAGUCUGGUGGCCAAGAUCUCGGACCAAGUUGCUGCGAACCAGUCCACGCCAAUCCAAAAUGAUUCCAUAGCGGAGCUUUAUUAUUAUUAUUCGAUGGGAACAGAUGUGAUCAAUUGGUAUAUAUACAUCAGCGACAUUAGCAUUCCAAUCUCCUAUUGUCUGAGUGAAAAAGUUGACGGAAAAUGCCAGUUGUUCUUCAGCCCAGCCAUCGUGCUGUGUGUCAUCAUCUGCAAUGCCAUCAAAGUGGCCUGCAUGUACCUCACGGCAAAAACAAGUCGCAAGCAGAUCCUGUUCACUGUCGGAGAUGGCAUCGCCUCUUUUCUGACCCAUCCCGAUGAGACCACCAAAGGCCGAUGUCUGCUGUCGCGAGCAGACCUCACCAAUAGCCUAUCGUCCAAAAAAUACACCCGUAUUUCGGCGUCAGACGGUCUGGCCUUGGGUGACCUGAACCAGCCUUUCCAGACACACCCGAUGCUCCUCUCCCGGCCGAAACGAUGGUUCCAGGCCGUGAGCAAAACGCGGUGGGCGGUUGUCAUGAGUUUUUUCCUUGCUUGCCUGGGGGUGUCAAUCUUCCUGUUUGUGAUUUCAAUGGCGAAUGCCAGCGGCGGCGAGGGUUUCAUCUCGCUUGCGGCGGCCUGGGAGAUGGGAUUUGGACAGCCCAGCUCGACGGCGAUGAUCGGCUCGUCAUUCGUUUCGACCAACCUGAUUGCACUUGUGCUGAUUAGCAACACGCCGCAACUGGUCCUCUCCAUCCUGUAUUUCCUCUGUAACAGCCUGCUGACGGCCAUGCUGGUAGCAGCCGAGUUCGACAGCUAUGCCAUCCGGCGGAAGCCCCUGCGAGUGUCCUGGCCCCAGGGGUUGCAGCGGUCGACUUACUAUCUCAGCCUACCCUUCCGGUACAGCGUUCCGCUGCUCAUCGUGUCGGCCGUGAUGCACUGGCUGCUGUCGCAGAGCAUCUUCUUCGUGGAUAUCGUCGAGUACGAGGAUCCCUCCUUGUCCGCGUCGUCCUCCAUCACCCGCGGCGCCUGCUACUCGCCGAUCGCCAUGUUCAUCCUGCUUCUGAUCGCCGGGGUGGAUUUCACGGCCCUCUUCGGGCUGUCGAUCCGCAGGUUCCGCUCCAGCAUCCCGCUGACCAGCCACUGCAGCGCCGCCAUCAGUGCGGCCUGUCACCCGCCUGCAGACGAUGUUGAUGCAGCCGUCAAGGCCGUCAUGUGGGGGGAGAUGGCAUCUGAGACUGACUAUCCGCACUGCACGUUCACGUCGCAGCCAGUGGUGAGUCCAUCUAUAGGUUGUUUAUAUAUAUAA
Molecule: messenger RNA, 2052 nt
Organism: Penicilliopsis zonata CBS 506.65
Lineage: Eukaryota; Fungi; Ascomycota; Eurotiomycetes; Eurotiales; Aspergillaceae
Exons: 4
Coding region: 1-2052 (683 amino acids)
Source: RefSeq, a predicted model, not a curated record